Molecule: messenger RNA, 1413 nt
Organism: Oppiella nova
Lineage: Eukaryota; Metazoa; Arthropoda; Arachnida; Sarcoptiformes; Oppiidae
Source: the annotation of a GenBank genome assembly
AUGGCUGCGAAUACUGGCGUUAAGAUUGUGGCCUCGGAGGGAGAAACGGGAUCGCAUGUACUAUCGAUAUGCACGGAAUCUAUUAUGAUCGAACUUCGCAUAAGUUCGGAUGUGUUCGGUUUAAUAUCUCGAGUUUGGAAGCGCAUGGAGAAUGAACCGCAAGUCGCACGCGAAUGCCAAAGACUCCGUUUUCAUACCAAUACUGGUGUUCGUUUCAUGUGCUGGUUGCCGCCUUCCGACACAUGGUUGGCCAACCAAUCACUGGAAACUCGUCACAACUACCUAUUGACCGAUUCAUUUGACGACUACUCAGUCAAAAUUGUCAACUUUUCCGAUGAAUGGCAUACUUCCUCUGAUGGCGUCCCCUCUGAUGGCAACCCCUCUGAUGGCAAUUGUGCCUCAAUCUCGGCAAAAAGCUCGGGAUCUCAAAAUGGUUUCAAACGCAAAAUCGCUACGUUGAAAGACUGGCUAAAGACUCACAUGAAGUCAAAGAACAAACACCUCAAACACAUUGAACAGCAUCUGAUUAUACGGAUUGAGGCGCUUAUAAACUCAGCUGUAGAGCCGAUGGACUGGUCUAAAGUGGUGGGACUCGAGUUGGAGAAGCAGAGGAUAGUCGAGGCGGCGAUUAAUCCCAUUCUGCGGCCCGACCUGUACAAAGGCGGCCGAACGCCACCAAAAGGUAUUCUGCUGUUCGGUCCGCCCGGCACUGGGAAGUCACUACUUGCCCGCUGUAUCGCCGCGCAGAAAAAGUGGACGUUCAUACCGGUCACAGUGUCGACGCUGACCAGCCAUUUGUACGGUGUGGGCGAGAAGAUGGUGGCCGCCCUGUUCGCUGUGGCGCGCGCUCGUCAGCCGUCCAUUAUCUUCAUCGACGAAAUCGAUUCGCUUCUAAUGUCGCGCAAUGACGGCGAGCACGAGGCGACUCUUCGUAUGACAAACGAAUUCUUGAAUCAAUUCGACGGCAUGGGUACCGCUCCCGGCGAACAGCUGCUCAUCAUUGGCGCCACAAACAGACCGCACUCAUUGGACGGGGCGGCCAGGCGUCGCUUCGAAGUAAGACUAUACAUCAGACUUCCCGACGCCAACGCUCGCAAGCAAUACAUUACGAAUUUCAUUAAAUCCAAUAAAUCCGUGAAACACACGCUGAAGAGCUCAGAGAUACAGUCGUUAGCAGAUAUAACGGAUGGUUACUCGUGCGCCGACAUGAAGGCCCUGUGCCGCGAGGUAGCAAAUAUUCCAAUGCGCGGAGUGAUGGAUAUAAUGAGGCUUAAGGCUGAAGACAUCCGUGCCGUCACUUUCAAGGACUUCCGCGAAGGCUUAUCGGCCGUUAAGCCGACGGUUAAGAGUGGAGAACUCGAGGUGUAUGAGAAGUGGAACAACGACUUCGGGGCCAUUCGUCGCCAGCUUUGA